CAGCAGCAGACAGUCAAACUGGCUGUGAACUGUUUGCACAGGAUCUCAGAAGAAUUAUUAUAUAUGACCGUACUCAUUUAACUAAUGAAAUGCAAACAGAAGCAGGUGAAUAGUUCACGCACAGACAUCGACACAAACACACAGAGAAAGAGAGAAAAAUAGAAAGGACAUGAAAGAAUCCACAAAAAAAAAAUCAUAACUGAGUCUAAAACAUGGCAUAUCAGCUUUUAGCAAAUGUGCUCACAAGUAGCCUAGCAAAAUCCCGUCUUGACAGAAUUGUCAAAACACAGAAAAGCCCUCUCUCCCGCUAUCGCCUCGAUAUGAAGAUCUAUGCCAACCAGUAGUGGAGGCGUUUCUAAAAUGACGGUAUCGCGUAAGGACGAAAUGCGUGCGUCGUUUUUUUCUACCCACGAUAUUCAGGAAGAGAUUCAGAAUAGCUUAUCCAUGAGUGUGCUCCUGGUGGAGGCUUUCUACGGUGGCUCGCACAAGCAGCUGAUAGACCUGCUCAGAGAGAACGUGGAAGACUGCGUGGCCUACACAUUGCCUGCUAAGAAAUGGCAAUGGAGGGCCAGGACAGCAGCCCUAUACUUCAUGCAGGCCAUCCCGGCUAGCCCCACAUACAGGGUCCUGUUUGCCAGCUCUGUAUUGAACCUGUCUGAACUAGUGGCUCUGCGACCCGACCUGGUCAGACUGAAGAAGGUGCUCUACUUUCAUGAAAAUCAGCUAGUCUAUCCGGUCCGCAAGCAUCAGGACCGAGACUUCCAGUAUGGAUACAACCAGGUCCUCUCAUGCUUGGUGGCAGAUGUUGUGGCGUUCAACUCCUCUUUCAACAUGGAGUCUUUUCUGUCCUCCAUUUCGUCCUUCAUGAAGAUGAUUCCGGACCACAGGCCCAAAGAACUGGACAAGCUCAUCCGCCCAAAGUGUCGGGUCCUUCACUUCCCCAUCCUAUUCCCACAUGUCACAAGACAACUCCGUGAACCGAAGCUCCAUGACAGGCCAGAUGAGUCUUGUGUUGAUGACCUCCGAGCUCCGCAGGUCUCACAGGGUCAACCACCAUCUCCAGGCAGGCCAGAGGCUCAGAGCAGGCCUGAAGAGCUGCUAUGUCCAGUAGAAGAGGAAAAUGAAGGACUUCUCAGUCACCACUCCCCUCCGGCUCCCAUUGCUCCAUGCCUGAGCCAAGACCCAGAGGAUAGCCUGCUGGAUCACAAGGAAGGCACCAGGCAGAUUGAGGCCGGGCCUGGGGGAGCUGUGAAGGGGAAGGAAGAGAGGGAUGGAGAAAGAGAAGAGGGCCAUGUUAGGCCUCUACAUAUCGUCUGGCCUCAUAGGUGGGAACAUGACAAAGACCCGGAGCUCUUCUUCAAGACACUGCUGAAGCUGAAAGAGAGAGGCCUGGGCUUUCAAGUGUCCGUCCUGGGGGAGACCUUCACCGAUGUGCCAGCCAUAUUUGCAGAGGCCAGAACAGACCUGGACGCCCACAUCCUCCACUGGGGGUUUGUGCCUAGUAAAGAGGACUACCUCCGAGUGCUGUGCGAGGCAGAUGUGGUGGUCUCCACUGCCAAACACGAGUUCUUUGGCGUGGCCAUGAUAGAAGCUGUUCAUUGUGGCUGCUAUCCACUGUGCCCCAAGGCUUUGGUGUAUCCUGAAAUAUUUCCAUCAGAAUAUCUGUACUCCACACCAGAGCAGCUCUGUAAGAAACUACAGGGGCUCUGUAAGAGGCCAGAUGUGGUGAGGAGACAUCACAUAAAGGUUGACACCCUUUCCUUUUCCUGGGCUGCUUUGAAAGAGGACUACAAGAGUCUGCUGGCAAGUCAAGAAGACCACCUUCCCUGACUGACAGACCAACUGACAAACCGAUUGACUCACUGACAGACCGACUGUCUGACUGACUGACCAACUGACUGACC
This is a messenger RNA of Esox lucius (northern pike), 1904 nucleotides long. RefSeq names its product glycosyltransferase-like domain containing 1 (gene qtman). The transcript is spliced from 11 exons. The coding region runs from base 331 to 1830 and encodes 499 amino acids. NCBI's taxonomy places the organism in Eukaryota, Metazoa, Chordata, Actinopteri, Esociformes, Esocidae. The record is from RefSeq and is a predicted model, not a curated record. Gene Ontology annotation, molecular function: glycosyltransferase activity.